Molecule: messenger RNA, 1413 nt
Organism: Parascedosporium putredinis
Lineage: Eukaryota; Fungi; Ascomycota; Sordariomycetes; Microascales; Microascaceae
Source: the annotation of a GenBank genome assembly
AUGUCGUCUGCAGAGCCAUCCACUGACAAGAAGGACGCUCCUUCUGCCACCGCGACUGCUGCUGCUGUUGACUCUGGAGCUGCCACCUCCAAGGGCGAGACGGCCAAGGAAGCUCAGGCCGACGGACCGACGGGCUCCGACAAAGAUGCCGCAUCCCCAGAGAAGUCGACCGACGCCGCCAAGGCUGACUCGGACGCGGAGAAGGCCGAUGUAGAUAUGAAGGAUGCCGCUGAUGAUGGUGCUGCACCCGACGCUAAUUCGAAAACCGCUGUUGAGGACACCAAGGCCAAGGCGGCGCGUCGCAAGUCGACAGGGGCUGCCGAGAAGGGUGGCAAGAAGUUGAAUAAGAAGCAGUCCAAAGCUCGCAUCACCAACCUUAAUGCUGCUCCCGGCGAUCUUUACCUCGUCAAGCUCAAGGGCUUCCCCUUGGCCCGCCGUAGCGUGCGGUUACUAAUCGUGCUACAGUGGCUGGGUUCCCAACACUUCUCUUCAGGAGCUAUCCCCGAACAGGCCUCCGAAGCCAUCAACGACAAGAUGCGAAAGGACCUACAAGCCGCUUACGAGCUCGCUGCAGAGGGCCAUGACCUCGAUUACUACAAGGAUCUUCUCCAGCAGUUCCAAGAGGAGCUGGUCGCCAAGGAGGAGGCCAAGAAGACGAAGAAAUCCAAAGCGAUAGCUGCCGACAGCAUGGAUCUUGAUGUUGAAGAGGACGCAACCCCUGCGAAGAAAUCAAAGAAGCGCAAGGCUGAAGAUGAGACCGCCACGCCUCAACGAUCCGACUCGGUGAAGAAGCCGAAGAUUAAGCUUCUCAGCUCUGCCGCCAAGUCGUCGAAUGGCUCGGCCACUCCCAAGGCGGCCAAGGAACAGGCUACCACCAAGUCGAGCAAGGCCAAGGCUAAAGCUAGCAAGGCCACCCCCGAGGAGCCCAAGAAGCCCGAGCUCACUCCCGAGGAGCGCCAGGAAAGGAGGGUGGCGGAAGUGAAGGAGGAGGAUAUGGCGUCAAUGAGCGAAUUUUUCACCAGGCUGGAGAAAUUCACUGAUAUGGAUGCAAGCAUCCUUAAGGCGACUAGGAUUCAUAAGGUGCCCAAAGCCAUUCUGCGCAUGGAGUCCAUUCCCAAAGAGGAUGAGUUCAACUUCAAGACUCGGUCACAGAAACUUCUCGAUCAGUGGAACAAGCUCCUCGCCGCCGACCCUAGCCCCGCCGAUGCUGGUUCCAAUGGUGUCAAUGGAGCCGAGGGAAAGAAGGAGAGCAAGGCCGAGCCCACCGAAGCCGAAGAGGCCGGCGACAAGGCCGCGGAAGGUGACAAGACGGAAAGUGAAGCGGCGGACAAGGACGAGGCCACGGACAAGAAAAGCGAGGAGGCUUCGGGAGAUAAGGCCAAGGCUCCCGUUGCCGUAGAAGCAUCGGCGUAA